This is a messenger RNA of Rasamsonia emersonii CBS 393.64, 1632 nucleotides long. RefSeq names its product MFS transporter. Bases 1 to 1632 code for a protein of 543 amino acids. The transcript is spliced from 5 exons. NCBI's taxonomy places the organism in Eukaryota, Fungi, Ascomycota, Eurotiomycetes, Eurotiales, Trichocomaceae. The record is from RefSeq and is a predicted model, not a curated record. Gene Ontology annotation, biological process: transmembrane transport. Gene Ontology annotation, molecular function: transmembrane transporter activity.
AUGGCGUCUGUCGAACAGCCCUCCGACAAGCCCAUCAAGCCGGAAGUCUCUGUGAGUGAGGUCAUCGAAGUCGAGAAAGAUGUCGAGUACCCCAGUGUCACAAAACUUACCCUCACUACUAUUGCUGUGAGUCUGGCGGUUUUCUGCAUGUCGUUGGACAACACCAUCAUUGCCACGGCCAUUCCCACCAUCACCGACCAGUUCAAGUCUCUCGGAGACGUCGGAUGGUACGGGUCUGCGUACCUGCUCACCAUCUGCUGCUUCCAGCUGAUCUUUGGCAAACUCUACUCCUUCCUCUCCGUCAAAUGGGUGUUUCUCACCGCGCUCUUCCUCUUCGAGCUGGGCUCGCUCGUCUGCGGCAUUGCGCCGACUUCAAAGGCCUUGAUCAUAGGCAGGGCCAUAGCCGGUCUCGGCGGUGCGGGCGUCUUUUCUGGUGCCGUCCUCAUCGUCAGCAAAACGGUUCCCCUGCACCAACGUCCGACAUAUAAUGGUCUCCUGGGCGCUAUGUACGGGAUUUCCAGCGUUGCGGGUCCUCUACUCGGUGGUGCUUUCACAGAAAAGCUGACAUGGCGUUGGUGGGGCGGCACCAGUUUCUAUAUCAAUCUCCCCUUUGGGCUUGUCGCCGCCGUCUUUAUCUCCUUCUUCUUCACCAACCCGGGCCAGUACACCCCGGGCAAGGCUGUGGAGUGGAAAAACCGGCUAAGAGAGUUUGACGUCCUCGGGACAGCCUUGCUUCUGCCGGCCGUCAUCUGCGUCCUUCUCGCGCUGCAAUGGGGCGGGUCCCAGUAUCCGUGGAAGGACGGCCGGAUCAUCGCGUUUUUUGUCCUGUUUGGUGUGCUUAUCAUCGCCUUUGCUGGCGUGCAGAUCUGGAAGCAGGACAAGGCCACCGUGCCACCGCACGUCCUCAAGCAGAGAACCGUCUGGGCGGCUGCCUUGUACGCGACCAGCAUGUCAGCGUUUAUGUUCAUCUUGAUCUACUACCUACCAAUCUGGUUUCAAGCAAUCAAAGGCGCCUCCGCCGUGAAAUCCGGCAUCAUGAACCUGCCACUGAUCCUGGCCAUGGUGGUGCUGAACAGCAUUUCCGGCAUCCUUGUCAGCGCCGUGGGCUACUACACGCCCUUCAUGAUCGCGUCGUCGAUCAUCUCCGCCGUCGGGAUCGGCCUGAUGACCAUGCUCACGCCUACCACGCCCCUCGCGCGAUGGAUCGGCUACCAGGUCCUCGUCGGCGCGGGCAUGGGCAUGGGCACGCAGCAGCCCAUCACAGCCGUGCAGGCCGCGCUGCCAGCAGCCGACAUCCCCAUCGGCACAGCCAUCAUGAUGUUCGCCCAGACGAUGGGCGGCUCCAUUUUUGUCUCUGUCGGACAGACCGUAUUCCAGAACCAGCUGCGCAGGAACAUUCUGCGGGCGAUACCGGACGAGGGCAGGCAGAUUGCGCCGCUCGUGUCCGGACUCGGCGCCACGGAGAUCCAGGACGUCGUCUCCAGAAAGUUUCCCAAGGAUCUGGCUAAGACGUUGAGUGCGUACAACGACUCGCUGACGGAAACGUGGUAUGUUAGUGUGGUCAUGGCGGGGUUGAGUCUGGUUGGCGCUGUUUUUGUGGAGUGGAUUAGUGUGAAGAGGAAUAAGCGAUAG